GCCAGAAGAAGAAGAAGAAAAUAGCCGAUUCUCAACGGAAAAGAGUUUCUUCCGCGCCUGAAGUCGCUUUAUUUGUCGCUAAGCGUUUCUUUUAGGAUUAAUAAUUUUUUUGUUAGGGGGUCGUAAAAGUUGCCAAAGGGGAAAGCCGCUAACUUGGCAUCGCUGCCACUGCGGUCAAUCCUACAGCCUGACUGACUGAGAGAGAAGAUGCCAGCAGCAGAGGAAUCACAAGGUGUCAGCAAAGUUGUGGACAACAUCUGUAAACUUCCUCCAGAUCUGUUGGCUGAAGCAUGUCAGAACAUUCUGACUUAUCUUCAAGGGCAAGCCAGAGGAGUAGAUUCAACUGAAAUUUCUGAUAUACUUCAGAAAGCUGGAGUCAGAAUUGAUCAUGAAGCUCUGCAGAACAUGAUCAGAUUUCUGCUCUUAACAUUCAGGUCAGCUGGGAAGAGCAGCCUCUCUGGGGAUGACCUCGUGUCAAAGCUGGAAGGCAGUCACAAGUGGCCCAAAGCUUCCCUGCAGGUGUUGCACAGGUUGUGGAGUGAACACGGUGCACUAGUCCAUGCUCAGCAGGAGGUUCAGGCCAUGCUCAGCAUUGGCCAGUUAGUGGACUUGCAGUGGAAGCUUGGCAUGGCAGUGAGCUCCGACACCUGCCGAUCUCUAAACUCCCCAUAUGUGUCUCUACUGCUGAAGAUCAUUGAGCCCUCUGGACAGAUUUGUCACAGGUCUUUUGAGAUGACCAUUCCACAGUUUCAGAACUUUCAUAAGCAGUUCAAGGAGAUGGCUGCCGUUAUGGAGACUUUAUGAUGGCUGCAAGCACACCUAAGUGUUUUUUUGUCUAAAUUGCACCCCAGUUUACAAUUAACCAAUGGAGGAAAAGCUUGACACAGGUGUUUUUUCUGAUGGCUGUCUCAAAAUGUGUAUAUGAAUUACUGGAAAUGUCAGUCGUCUACUUUGCACUUCCAUUUUUCUGCAAAUUGCAUAAGCUCCUAAAUUGUUUGCUUUUGGACCUUCAGCUGUUACAGUGGUUGAAAAUGCCCGUCUUCACUUUAAAAGCCAAGACUUAAGUACACUUCCUCACGUUAACUUAUCCAGGUAUGAAAACUAAUGCAAUCCAAUGUGCAAUAAAUCCUACAAAAGGUAAUAUUCUGUUUUUUAACUGAUUCACAGAGGCGCACUUGGGCUGUAUUGUUUCAUACAGAGAGGUGUUUUUAUUAUUUUGUCUACCCUCUACCCCAACACACCACCCCAAACUAUAUCUGCCAAAAUGUCUUUUAAACAGUUUAAAUAAAAAACCUGAACAUUAUCACCAUCAUAAAGGUAGAUUUAUUGCAGGACUUUAAAUUAGAUUGCAUUAGUUUUAACUAAGAGUAUCAAACUGGCAAUUGAGUGUAUUUUUACACUGCCAAUACAACCCUGACUACAAAAAAGUUUGGAUGCUGGGUAAAAUGUAAAUAUAACAGAAUGCAUCAAAACAAAGAUUAUCAAUUUGAACAUAAAUACAUUUUGUUUAUUAUAUUUUUACAUUGUUCAAUUAAAUAUAUGUAAACAGAUGAUCACAUUCGGUUUUAUUUGGGUUUUAGACAACCUCCCAACCUUUUUUGCAUUUACUUUACAUUCCUGUCUAAUAUUCAUAUUGUGCCUCAUUUGUUGCAAAAUGAUAAAAAUAUGUAGUUUAAAUGAAUUCUCUUUGCACUAAAUUUCAGUUUCCCUCUGUUGUACUUUAAAACUGUACAGAAUGAAAACUCAUUGCCACAGUGAACACUUCCGCUGCUUAUAUUGCUUAUAUUUUUAUCUCAGAUUGUGAUUAGCCCACUAUACAACAUCCUGUAUACUAUGUAGCCUCAUUUAGUGGCUACAUUUUCAAAUAAACCUUGCAGUGCAGUUGUUAGUCUGAAGGGCUUUUGAAGUGAAAUGGUCCACAUGAAUGUUUUACAGUUCUCAUCUUAUUUGUGAAUAACUAACUUAUGAAACAUACUUUUGCUUUUUGUGUUUUUCAUGUUAAUGCUGAAAUGGAAACUUUGUGGCUCUGAUGAGGCAUUUGCCUUUUUUUCUACUUUGGUACACGCUCAUUUUUGAUGCCAUGCAAUAUUGGUGUAAUAAAUAAUGAUUAAAUGUAAA
Messenger RNA from Centropristis striata (black sea bass), 2118 nucleotides. RefSeq names its product COMM domain containing 6 (gene commd6). Bases 208 to 804 code for a protein of 198 amino acids. The transcript has 7 exons. The record is from RefSeq and is a predicted model, not a curated record. Gene Ontology annotation, molecular function: NF-kappaB binding. NCBI's taxonomy places the organism in Eukaryota, Metazoa, Chordata, Actinopteri, Perciformes, Serranidae.